CGCGUUCCUCAUUGCGCGCCGCAGCCUGUCGCGGUCUGAUGACGUCACCGCCAGACGUACUGCCGGGUGAUUUUCCGGUGUCGGUCGCUUCUGCCGCCCGCAAUGAGCAAGCGGAAGGCGCCGCAGGAGAGCCUCAACCAGGGCAUCACGGACUUCCUCAUGGAGCUAGCGAAUUACGAGCGCAACGUGAACCGAGCCAUCCACAAGUACAACGCAUACAGGAAAGCGGCCUCUGUCAUCUCCCGGUACCCCAGCAGAAUACAGAAUGGAGCGGAAGCUAAGAAGCUGGAUGGAGUAGGUGCUAAAAUAGCUGAGAAGAUAGAUGAGUUUUUAUCUACUGGAAAGCUUCGCAAAUUGGAAAAGAUUCGACAAGAUGAUACAAGUGCUUCCAUCAACUUCCUGACACGAGUUACUGGCAUUGGUCCUGCUGCUGCUAGGAAGUUUGUUGAGGAAGGAAUCAAGACUUUAGAAGAUCUAAGAAAAAAUGAGCACAAGCUGACCCAUCACCAGCGAAUUGGGUUGAAAUAUUUUGAAGAUUUUGAGAAAAGAAUCCCGAGGGAAGAAAUGCUGCAAAUGCAGGACAUUGUGCUGAAAGAGGUAAAGAACGUGGACCCAAAUUAUAUUGCUACAGUCUGUGGCAGUUUUAGGCGAGGUGCAGAGUCGAGUGGUGACAUGGAUGUUCUCUUAACCCAUCCGACUUUCACAUCUGAAUCAUCCAAACAGUCAAAGCUUCUGCAUCAAGUUGUAGAACAACUGGAAAAAGUCCACUUUGUCACUGAUGUGCUGUCUAAAGGUGACACCAAAUUCAUGGGUGUCUGCCAGCUGCCAGAUAAAGAUGAUGGAACAUCGUAUCCACACAGGAGAAUUGAUAUUCGGCUUAUCCCUAAGGAUCAGUAUUACUGUGGUGUGCUGUAUUUCACAGGCAGUGAUAUAUUCAAUAAGAACAUGAGGGCCCACGCUCUGGAAAUGGGCUUCACAAUCAAUGAGUAUACAAUCCGUCCCUUGGGUGUCACUGGAGUCGCUGGGGAGGCCCUACCAGUAGAAUGUGAGAAGGACAUCUUUGACUACAUCCAGUGGAAAUACCGAGAGCCAAAGGAUCGGAGUGAAUAACCGUCUGCAUUUGUGACUUAGAAAGGCAUUUUCAUAGCUUUCUGUGAACAUUUGUGUAGAAAACAUGCAUGUUCUUUAGACUUUACUGCAAAAAAAAGUGCAUUGCUGAUAUUUAAAAGGAGGGUAUGUGUAGUCAAGUUUUAAAUCCUUUCUGUACUUUAGAGAAAGUGGAUGAGAACCCAGUGUGAAACAGCACUCCCUGAAGAGGUGCUUGUAGUCUGCCUUCUGAUGUGCUCGUCCUGGUAGCCUAGAAUACUUUCUGCUGGUUUAAGCUAUAGCUCCCCCCCCCUCCCCCUCUUAAAUAUGAUAUUUUACUGUUUUUUGUCUAAUAUUUCCAUAUUUUAAAAUGUAAUUUGUUUUCUUUCUAGUCUUUCUCUUCUUUCUGUUCCUUUGUUCAGUUCUAACAUCAUCGUGCCGCUCUCUACCUGUCCAGUUCCUUUCUUUGCACUGUAGAGAUGUUUGUGGAGGGUUUGAAGUGGAUGAAAUAAAUAACUAAUUAACCUUAAAGGAGAAAUAAACGUUUAUUUCA
Molecule: messenger RNA, 1639 nt
Organism: Lagopus muta (rock ptarmigan)
Lineage: Eukaryota; Metazoa; Chordata; Aves; Galliformes; Phasianidae
Gene: POLB
Product: DNA polymerase beta
Exons: 14
Coding region: 103-1110 (335 amino acids)
Biological process (GO): double-strand break repair via nonhomologous end joining
Cellular component (GO): nucleus
Molecular function (GO): DNA-directed DNA polymerase activity; DNA binding
Source: RefSeq, a predicted model, not a curated record